This is a messenger RNA of Synchytrium microbalum, 1191 nucleotides long. RefSeq lists its product as uncharacterized. The transcript has 3 exons. Lineage: Eukaryota; Fungi; Chytridiomycota; Chytridiomycetes; Synchytriales; Synchytriaceae. Gene Ontology annotation, cellular component: cytoplasm; GID complex; nucleus. Gene Ontology annotation, biological process: proteasome-mediated ubiquitin-dependent protein catabolic process. The record is from RefSeq and is a predicted model, not a curated record. The coding region runs from base 1 to 1191 and encodes 396 amino acids. Gene Ontology annotation, molecular function: ubiquitin protein ligase activity.
AUGGACUCAGCUAGCAGAGAAUACGAAAAGGUGCUAAAGCGCCAAAAGACAUGCACCGACACAACACUGGAAGGAAUCGAAUCUCUUCUGGAAGCAGUCAAGACAGCGCGAAACCGCAUAUCCCAAGGAGACCCAACCAUAGUCUCAUCAUGCACCACAGCAAUAGCAUCCAAAUUCAAAUCAAUGUCCUCCCAAAUCCUCGAAUCGCACAAGGAAUUGCACUCAUCAACAUCCAAAUACAAUAAAAUACUAGACAAACGAUUCAAGACUGAUCUGGAUACUAUAUGGGACUAUCCGAAUGCUUUUGAUGACAAGGAAGCUGUGUUGAAUAAUACAUUGCAUGGCCAUUUUGUUAGAGAGGGGAGAUUUGAGUUGGCUUCUGUGUUUGCUGAUGAAGCGGGUGUGAUGGUGUCUGAGGCAUUGCAGGAUCAGUUUGCGGAAAUGUUUGAUAUACGUGAGGAGUUGAGAUCUGGGAGAUUGAGCAAGGCUGUUGUGUGGGCUCAGAAACAUCGAAAGGAGCUAGAGAAACAAGGAUCAUCACUCGAAUUCCAGCUACAUCGAUUACAGUUUAUACAGUAUCUGACUGGUGGUGGCCUAGAAAACGUAGCAGCUGGUAUAACCAAAGAUCAAAAACCAGUGCAAAGAGCACUCCUCUACUCUAAGCAUGCUUUUGGACCAUUUGCUCAACAGUAUAUGAAGGAAAUCCAACGACUAUUAGGCUCCGUAUUAUUCGCCACCCGCCUCCCCAAAUCCCCAUACGCCGACUUCCUCUCCCCAAACCUAUGGGUCGACGCACACACAGCCUUCACCAGAUCAUUCUGUGCACUACUAGGUCUAUCAUCCGACUCUCCCUUAUACGUAUCAGUAACAGUAGGCGCAUCAGCACUCCCAACCAUUGCCAAAAUGACCACCAUAUUAAAAGAACGAUCGGGGCUAGAAUGGAGUAGUAGUGGUGAAUUACCUGUCGAAGUGCCGUUACUAGAUACGCAAAAGUUUCAUUCAGUGUUUGCUUGUCCUGUCAGUAAGGAGCAAGCUACGGAAGAGAAUUACCCAAUGAUGAUGGCUUGUGGACAUGUUGUGAAUAAGGAUUCGUUGAAUAGGUUGUGUAAGGGGAACCAAAGUGCGAGAUUCAAGUGUCCGUAUUGUCCGAAUGAAUCUACUGCUUUGCAAGCGCAACGUAUAUAUUUUUGA